CAGCGCGGCAAAAUAUUGCGGAGCAUAGUUUUCCAUCGGGCCGGGCAGGUUUGUCGGUGCCAAUGUUAAGGGGCAUUACAUGACUUUGUGCCCGUGCUUCGCGGGGUAGUUAGCAGUUUUCUCCAUUCAUUUCGGCAGGUGGCAGAUUUGCUGAAACAUGGAGGCUCUCAUCCCCGUUAUAAACAAGCUUCAGGACGUCUUUAACACAGUGGGAGCCGAUAUCAUCCAGCUUCCGCAAAUUGCAGUUGUGGGAACGCAGAGCAGCGGGAAGAGCUCCGUAUUGGAGAGCCUGGUGGGGCGAGACCUGUUGCCACGGGGAACGGGCAUCGUAACGCGCCGGCCGCUAAUCCUGCAACUGGUGCACGUAGACCCGGAGGACCGCAGGAAGACAGGCGAAGAGAACGACCUCAACUCAUGGAAAAACGGGCGCUUUGACAAAGGAGUGGAGAGCGAAGAGUGGGGAAGAUUUCUGCACACCAAAAACAAGAUAUUCACCGACUUCGGCGAAAUCAGGCGAGAGAUCGAAAGUGAAACGGAAAGAAUAUCCGGCAAUAACAAGGGUAUCAGCGACGAGCCCAUUCACCUGAAAGUCUUCUCCCCUCAUGUGGUGAACCUCACGCUGGUGGACCUCCCGGGAAUCACGAAGGUUCCGGUGGGAGACCAGCCCAAAGACAUCGAGGUCCAGAUCAGAGAGCUCAUCCUGAAACACAUCAGCAACCCCAACUGCAUCAUCCUGGCCGUCACGGCCGCCAACACCGACAUGGCCACCUCUGAGGCGCUCAAGCUGGCCCGGGAAGUGGACCCCGACGGACGCCGGACCCUGGCCGUGGUCACCAAGCUGGACCUGAUGGACGCCGGGACGGACGCCAUGGACGUGCUGACGGGCAGGGUCGUCCCCGUCAAGCUGGGCCUCGUGGGCGUGGUCAACAGGAGCCAGUUGGACAUAAAUAAUAAGAAGUGUGUGGCCGACGCCAUUCGGGAUGAAUACGCCUUCCUGCAGAAGAAGUACCCCUCUCUCGCCAACAGAAACGGAACCAAAUAUCUCGCCCGGACGCUGAACAGGCUGCUGAUGCACCACAUCCGCGACUGCCUGCCGGAGCUGAAGACGCGCCUCAACGUGCUGGCGGCGCAGUACCAGUCGCUGCUCGCCGGCUACGGCCAGCCCGUGGGGGACAAGAGCGCCGCCCUGCUGCAGCUCGUCACCAAGUUCGCCGCCGAGUACUGCCACACCAUCGAGGGCACCGCCAAGUACAUCGAGACCGCCGAGCUGUGCGGCGGGGCCAGGAUCUGCUACAUAUUCCACGAGACGUUCGGGCGGACGCUAGAAUCGGUGGACCCGCUGGGCGGCCUCACCACCAUAGACGUUCUGACGGCGAUUCGGAAUGCCACGGGCCCCCGCCCGGCCCUGUUCGUGCCCGAGGUGUCCUUUGAGCUGCUGGUGAAGAGGCAGGUGAAGCGGCUGGAGGAGCCCAGUCUGCGCUGUGUGGAGCUGGUGCACGAGGAGAUGCAGAGGAUUAUACAGCACUGCAGCAACUACAGCACUCAGGAGCUGCUGCGGUUUCCGAAGCUCCACGACGCCAUCGCCGAGGUGGUGACCUCCCUCCUACGCAAGAGGCUGCCAGUGACCAACGAGAUGGUGCACAACCUGGUGGCCAUAGAGCUGGCCUACAUCAACACCAAGCACCCGGACUUCGCCGACGCCUGCGGCCUCAUGAACAGCAACAUAGAGGAGCAGAGGCGCAACCGGAUGAGGGAGUUGCCCGCGGCCGUCCCACGCGACAAGUCUCUAAAGGGUCCCGGUGGGCCGUCGGCGCCCCCUAGCGAAGGCCCAGCUCCCGCGGAGGCGGAGGGCGCCCAGGGCGGGGCCGGAGGGGGGCCGCAGGGGGACCCGGAGGCCGGCGCGGGGACCUGGAGGGGCAUGCUGAGGAAGGGGGAGGAGGGGCUUCCCGAGGAGCGGGGCAAAGCCACGCCCCCUCGUCCCUCCAGCCCGUGGGGGGGGCACGCCAUCAACCUGCUGGACGUGCCCAUUCCAUUCACCCGGAAGCUCUCCUCUCGGGAACAGCGUGACUGUGAGGUCAUCGAGAGGCUCAUUAAGUCCUACUUCCUCAUCGUCCGAAAAAACAUCCAGGACAGCGUGCCCAAGGCAGUGAUGCACUUCCUGGUGAACCAUGUGAAGGACAGCCUGCAGAGUGAGCUGGUGGGGCAGCUGUACAAAGCAGGCCUGCUGGACGACCUGCUGACCGAGUCAGAGGACAUGGCCCAGAGACGCAACGAGGCGGCGGACAUGCUGAAGGCCCUGCAGAAAGCCAGCCAGGUGAUCGCCGAGAUCAGAGAGACGCACCUGUGGUGAACCGCCCCGGCCCCGCCCCCCCCCCCUCCCCUCCUUCUCUCAAGGCACUGCACAUCCUACCAAGGCUCCGCCUCCUCCUGCCCAAGCCCCGCCCCCCCACCUUCCGAAGGCCCCGGAACCCCGUCCGAGAAGGCGGAGCGUCUCCGGCCCACUUGAAAUUGCACUGUCGUGAAUCGCGGCGCACCGAACGUUGUUUUAUUUCCUGUACAUAGGCUAAGAAACGAAGACUGUCGCACGUCGCACUUAGACCACGCCUCACGCCUCACGCCUCGCUCGCCAACGUCUUCCGUAAACGCGAUAGCGAAUUUUAAAAAACCUGCACGACUCGUCCGCUCGCUCGGGGGUGCGGGUGGCGCGAAAGCGCGCCGGCGAUUCCGUUCGGAGUCCCCCAGUUCCCCUCACGCUGGAGGAUCAGGGAAUAAAAGGAAACUGCGGGUUUUUGCAUAAUCAUAAAACGUUUACGCUUUUUAUUUCACGCGUCACCUCAUUUCACAACAGCCAAGUACUAUACACAGACACUCCAGCGCCAUGGAGCGGGGACGAAACAGCGAACGGAUAUGAGGACAGAGUGCAGACUGUCGAGUUUAAUUCGCAGGUAUUUACAUCCACGUCAGGCAGUAAGUGUAGGAAUUACAGCCCCUUUUUUAUACGCGGACCCUCCAUUUUGGAUCCGGGUUAAAAUCGGCCUAGUGCCCCCAUUUUGCCCUCGAGAGGAAGAUCGAGUGUCCCUGCUCCAAAGUGUCAUUUGGCAAAUGAUGCCUUUUAUAAGAGGUACUGACGGGUGGAAACAGUUGGGGUAAUAUUUUUCGAGAGCACAGACAGUCCCCGGUCACUGAUACUAAUGCGGAGUCAAUGUGCGUGGCUGCGGUCCAAACCUGCAUAGUUUUAACACGGACGCACAGCUCCAACCGAGCACCUUGAGUUUUAGUUUUUUUUUGACAGCUCCAUAAAUUACUGCAGCUAACUCCUAGUAGGCUACUUGAGCACAGUAGAAUCUUUAGGAUACGCUCGCGGUCUGCGGCCGCAGCUCGUGCUAAAACUCGUAGCUUCGUGUCAGAUCGAGAUGUGACUGAGCUAAAUUAAAUAAUCAAGGGCAGAGGUUGGAGCAAAAUCCUGAAAUGGAUCGGCCUUUGCUGUGCACCCAUUUUAACAGUUUUAAGGGACAUUUCACGGAACUCAUUUUCAGCCGCUGAUGCAGAGAUGGGCUGUAACUAUAAACAGCACACACAGGCGGCCCAGGACAGAUUUCGGAAACCUCUGACUUAGAGCUGAACGUUUACACCGGUGGCCGGAAGCUCCUGACAAGGAGGGCGGAGUCCGUUUCGGGAUUUCAUCCCAACAUCUGCCCUUAAUUUGCCAAAUCGCUCAUGUCAUCUUUCAUGGAUGCUAAGCUUAUUGACUGGGUUCAACGGCCUUAAUUGAACAAGACAUUUGCUGUGUGCGAGAACAACUGAACUUAGGAGGGUGUGUACCCUCCUCGUGUUACCAGGGAAAUAAUUAUGUUGAAUUUCAGCCUUUAUCCUCUAGGUGUCACUGGAGGAGCUGAAAUUGCAGUAAUCGCGGGUCCGCUGCACAUUUUACUAUGCGAGGAAGCACGCGAACAUCCAUUAGCAUGACGUGGGCGGCUCCGUAUUUUUGACCCUCGGCAUUUUAUGUUUCCGCUGCGGGUUGUCAUUACUCUGAGGACGUUUAACUGGCAGCCAGUUUAAUCACCGAUAUGUUUUAUUAGCCUACUUUGUAUCAGCAAGGGCAACAAAACAGGUCGGACAAAGUGAAAAAAAAAAUGCUUGUCCCUUUUCCAUAGCAACAGAAGCCCCCAAGCCACCACAAGGUGGUGCGUGACCAUUUCUUUUUAUGAUACAGCAAAUUUAUAGCUUGCCAUUGUUGGUAUGUGGUUUAUAUUAUAGUAUUGUAAACAUAAUGACCGGGAAAAAUCCAAUGUAUGUGUUGGUGCUUUAUUGACAAAUGUAGGUAGAGACAGUAAAAAUGGCACAAAGUG
Messenger RNA from Anguilla anguilla (European eel), 4349 nucleotides. Its product is annotated as dynamin-1-like protein. Bases 158 to 2350 code for a protein of 730 amino acids. The transcript has 20 exons. Gene Ontology annotation, biological process: mitochondrial fragmentation involved in apoptotic process; mitochondrial fission. Gene Ontology annotation, molecular function: GTPase activity; microtubule binding; GTP binding. The record is from RefSeq and is a predicted model, not a curated record. Gene Ontology annotation, cellular component: membrane; mitochondrion; cytoplasm. NCBI's taxonomy places the organism in Eukaryota, Metazoa, Chordata, Actinopteri, Anguilliformes, Anguillidae.